GCGAGCAUGCAGCUGAUACGGGAGCAUCGGCUCAAACGGCACCGACGUGCCCGAAGCAGUAGCAGCACCAGCGGCGCUUGCUUGCUUCGACUGUGGCCCGGCCGGCGUAAUCGAAAACAGCGAGGCCUCUGAAGCAGCGUAAGGCUGCAGCCUAGUGGAACGACGCGGUCUGCGAAUUCAGCAGCCAUACGCAACCGUGUAACGCUGUUUCCAGCUACCAGCAUCAUGACUAGCAGUCCGGCCACACGUCAAAAAGGCCUACCGGUAACAUACACCUACCUGAUCCCAUCAUCGCCGACCAGCCCGCACCCGUGGCACAAGGAACGUUCCCCGCUUCCUACGGCCCAGCGAGACGACGCUGGCUGCCUAACGUGCCUCAUCUGCCAAAAGGAGUUCAGCAGCAAGUACGACUUCGUCAUACACCAGAGGCAGCACACGGGCGAGAGACCAUUCCAGUGUUCCAGGUGCUUCGAGUCAUUUGCUUCGGCAUCUGCUCUGCUUCUGCAUCGGGGCAGCGUGCACGACAGUCGGUCCCCAUUCCGAUGCACCUUCUGUGGCCGCACCUUCACCGGAGGCGAUGCCUACUCGCGUCAUCUGGGCCGACACCGGCGAACUGGCUUCUUCUUCCGGUGUUCGUGCAAGAGACUCUUUCGCGAUGAAGAGGAGAUCAGGGCACAUCUGGCUGUGCAUGAGAGUGGCAAUGGACACAAGUGCCCAUGUUGCCGAAGGGUGUAUGAGUCCCUUCUUGCACUCAGUGCGCACUACUAUUCCAAGCACGAGAAGGCCAGCAACACAACACAGACGACACCCCCACGACGCAUCCGCCGGUGAUCAUACAAGCGACACAACGUGUUCUGUGUGCCUGUGUUACCCGAUCGCUCUUGCAGCAUUGGUAUGACUUGUGUUAUGUAACGUGCCUUCUGUGAAAGCCUAUGCCUGCUUUCCACGAAAGCAGGAGCACCCGUUCUAAUGUCCUGCCACAAACGCCCCUCAACCACUAUACCUGUUGUGAAAGCCCACUGACAUUAGGAAAGCCCAUUGACGCUAGGCCACGUCACUUGCAACAAUUCUUCCACAUGACUACCAGGCCUUUUGAACAACACCCAAAUACAAGAGCACAUGAGGUUCCCAGUGAAACACAGCAGGCCUUCAGACUUGCCAUUCGGCACAUCAUUCCUGUCUGAAACUCUUACGAACUUUAAAUGACCUCAAACACACGCUGCAUGAACGCAGGAAAUGUCAGGUCCCAAAAUUACCAGUGUGGAAUAUGCAGCAGGAGUAAAGUUCUAGCGCUCAAGGCUGAAGAACAAGUGUUUGUUGAUAUGUGUAUGCAUGCAUUUUCCAACGAACAUUCAUGUGCUGAAUGCUAACUCGUAAAUAUGCAAUAAAGGCACCAGCCUUCCUGUGCAAUUCCAAGUGCACCAGCUUUUUA
Messenger RNA from Rhipicephalus sanguineus (brown dog tick), 1432 nucleotides. Its product is annotated as zinc finger protein 84-like. Gene Ontology annotation, biological process: regulation of transcription by RNA polymerase II. The record is from RefSeq and is a predicted model, not a curated record. Gene Ontology annotation, molecular function: DNA-binding transcription factor activity, RNA polymerase II-specific; RNA polymerase II transcription regulatory region sequence-specific DNA binding. Lineage: Eukaryota; Metazoa; Arthropoda; Arachnida; Ixodida; Ixodidae. Gene Ontology annotation, cellular component: nucleus. The transcript has 3 exons. Bases 226 to 831 code for a protein of 201 amino acids.